Molecule: messenger RNA, 4449 nt
Organism: Bombus impatiens (common eastern bumble bee)
Lineage: Eukaryota; Metazoa; Arthropoda; Insecta; Hymenoptera; Apidae
Gene: GlcT
Product: ceramide glucosyltransferase
Exons: 1
Coding region: 1315-2511 (398 amino acids)
Biological process (GO): glucosylceramide biosynthetic process
Cellular component (GO): membrane
Molecular function (GO): ceramide glucosyltransferase activity
Source: RefSeq, a predicted model, not a curated record
CGUCAAGGUAAAGUAUGUUGUGAACAUAGUAACGAACAAGCGGUUGAGUUGCCGGCUGUCGCCGUCACAUGCAGCCAGUUAUCCCGUCGACGUUAGGCGGUGCGUCGUUUGUACGUAAGACGUGUCGUUCAAACCGCUGUUUCAUCUCUGUUUUUCCUCUAUCGCCUUCUUAUUCUACUCAUAAUCAGCUGGAAUCGAGCAACAGAAAUUUGGUUAUCGACAUGACAUGCAUCGGUACGCGUUGGCAGUGGCGUAGUUGCGGUCGAAACAGAACGGACCAAAGCCGUGUAGGCGCAUCGUUAUGAAAGGGACCAGUCGUCCAUGAACACAAACGGAACGUACUAUCUUGACGUUACACAUGUUGCAUUGAAAGGAUCGGUGAACUCUGGUUGCUGAACGUGCACAUAGUUAAACAACGUUAUCGAAAGUUAUUAAUUGUUGGAAAGCGUUGUGCGCGGAGUAAAAUGAGGUAAGAGGCAAUAGAAAAAUUUACUCUGCUAACCAAUACGAAAUAGAUCCGGGGAAUAAAAGGUGGACGCAUCGUUCGAGGGUCGUGUUUGCUCGUAUUGUGUCGUCAAAACUACAUAUGGGUGCGCGUAAGGAACGAGGAAAUUCAAUGUAUCGGUGAAAAUUGGGGAGGAUCGCUGGUAGUACGUAGUGACAAAGAGGGUGCUUUGGUGUCAAUAACUGUGGAUAGCAGGGCGAUCCUCCUAUCUCUCCUAUCGUUGUUCCGGUGGAAGGUGGAAGAAAAAGAGAAAGAGAGAGGGAGAGAGAGGAGUACGUUCGGUUGGUAUACCUUCGUUGACACAGCGUGCCGGCGUUUUGGAGCGCUCGUAGCCGUGGACGCGGCUACGUAGCUAUCCUAUACCUACCCUAUAAACCGCGCGGGGGAACCUAAUACGUGAAUGUGUUGGAAGCGGUGGCCACGUCUUCGUCGUCGUCGUCGUCGUUGUGAUCGCCGUGAAAACGGUGUUACACCGUGGGAAUUGCCGAAAACACAUCAUCGAUGGCCCGCGCGAUUUUUCCACACACUCGGUAUCCGUGAUCGCGGCACGGCGAGAACCUCGUCAAGGAUGCCGCGGAUACCGUUUAUUAGAUAUCCACGAAGGAUGGCGGGCUUUGAGAUCGUCGCUCGGAUCGAUAGGUACGAAAGGAUCGAAUAAUCACGGAGGAAACAAGAGAAAGAGACAAACAGAUAGAGAGAGACAGAGGAGGGAGAGAGAGAGAGAAAAAAGACAAAGUGGUGAGGUGAGUCAGGAGACCUUCCCCUAUCCGGAGGUUAGGCCUCCGAGUAUCAAGGAUCCUUAUUCGAAGAUGAACUCCAUGAUAUAUACCUUGUACGGCUUCGCUAUAUUUUUCAUGAUAUUCUGGUCGGUAAUGUGGAUCGUUCAUGUACUGGCACUGAUAGCCGGUCACUGGAAGCUGCACCGUAAAGUCACUCAAGUACCAACCUACGAAACGCCCUUACCCGGUGUGUCGAUCAUAAAGCCUCUGAUGGGCGUUGAUCCGAAUCUGUUCAGCAAUUUAGAGACAUUCUUUACGAUGCAAUAUCCCCGUUACGAGUUACUGUUCUGCGUGGAAGACGACUCGGAUCCGGUGUUGAUGUUAGUACGUAAACUGAUCGAAAAGUAUCCAGAAGUGGAUGCGAGACUUUUCAUCGGCGGUUGUAACGUGGGCGUGAAUCCAAAGAUCAACAAUAUGCAACCAGCGUACGAGGCGGCUAAACACGAGUAUGUACUGAUUAGUGACAGUGGUAUCAAGAUGAAGGAGGACACGCUGUUGGACAUGGUUAAUUACAUGACCGACAAUGUUGCGUUAGUGCAUCAGAUGCCGUUUACCUGUGAUCGCGAAGGUUUUGCCGCGGCAUACGAGAAAAUCUUCUUCGGUACUGUACAGUCGCGUAUGUACCUAGCCGCUGAUUUACUUAGGAUCAAUUGUCACACAGGGAUGUCAGCGUUGCUGAGAAAAGCUCCUCUCGAUGAGGUCGGCGGUUUAAAGACGUUCGGUGUGUAUUUAGCCGAAGAUUUUUUCUACGCAAAGUCACUGACCGACCGUGGUUGGCGAAUCACUGUGUCCUCGCAGCCGGCGUUGCAGAAUAGCGGUCACUGCGAGCUGCAUUCGUUCCAGGCGAGAUUACGAAGGUGGGCGAAGCUCAGGGUGGCUAUGUUGCCUACCACGAUCGUUCUUGAACCGCUUAGCGAGUGUUUAGUGUUAGGUGCCUGUGCUUCCUGGGCGGCCAGCGUACUCUUCGAGUGGGACUCCCUUGUUUUCUAUUUGGUACACAUACUAUUGUGGUUCAUGUUCGACUGGACGCUAUUGAGCGUCGUCCAGAACGGUCCGUUGCCGUUCAACAAGUUAGAAUUCGUAUGCGGAUGGUUACUCAGCGAGAUCACAAGGCCUUAUCUUUUCCUUCAGGCAGUUCUAGAUCCUCUGAUACAGUGGCGGUCGCGUGUCUACAAACUCAGGUGGGGUGGAGUCGCGGAAGAGGUUAAGGCAAAAGUCAAAUAUUAAAUUGCACUAUGAAAUCAGCGGUUUUACUUUUUCCUCCUUUCUUUUUUUCGUUUCUUUCCUUUACUUCUGUUUCUUCCUCUUUCUUUGAUACGUAUGCAGGGUAUUCCAGUUUUCUUCGAUCAAAUCUUGUCAGGAUAUUCUAUGAUCAUAGGUAAAUACAAAGAGAAUGAUACCAAUCUUACGAUUACUAUGCUAUAAGACGAAAAUAGAUUCGCUAUCAAUAUACAAUGCAAAGUUCAUUUUCACUAUAUUAUUUGCUCGAUGUAUGUACAUAACAUUUUUUUUUUCAAAGUUAACUAGAUAUAAAAGUUUAGGGCGAUAUCAUCGGAGGCCUAACCAUCGUUCUCUUCGUAUUUCUCUUUUGUUAUAACUUUUUAAUAAAGCUUUGAACAAUUAUAUUAUAAAAUCGGUAUACGUUUACACAAAGUCUUUUCCUUAUUUAUAUCCGUAACACAUCCUGAAAAUAUUUAGCCCGAAAAGACUGGUACAUCCGAUAUACACGUAGGGAUUAAUAUGCACACAUUGAGCUAGAAGCGUGGAUGUUUUGUAAUAUCCGAUAUAUUAUACUAUUACGCAUGUAGUUCUUAUUAUACUUGAAUUGCGUUAUACCGUGGAAAAAAUAUACGCCGUAUAUACACGAUAUUUACUAGAUAGGGGUGUUUACGCGUCGUGUGUACAUGUACACGUAUAUACGUAUGAUUCGCUUACGUGAAACAAUAAUCGCGACACGCAUGUAUGCACGUGUGCCAUCAUUUUUCAAUUAUUCAGCAUAUCAUCUCCGUCAGCUCGUUGGUAUGCUCAUUUCAAGUGCAAUGUUUACAGAAAAAAGAAGAAAAGUAUAACGUAAAAAAAGAAGGAUCUAUUAUAGGUUAUGUUAGAAAGAGAAAACACGUAGUAAAUAAUCGAUGGAUAUGUGGCUUUUCUUCUUUUUUGUUUCUUCUUUUUUUGAAAUCCUCGUCUGGAACGAGGUCCCCUUAAAUCGUUAUUGUAGUAUAUUCGGUGCGAAAUUAUUCAUACGUUUUAAGGAAACGAUUCCUGUAAAAAGCUAUGGUUGCGCUGGCUUCGCGAUCAAUUUAACAUCUUAUCGACGUAGUUGGUGAUUUAUCUCGAAAUAUCUUUCGCGCGUUGUAGUAACUAAUUGGUAAGGUUAAUGUUGUUUUGGUUUUUAAGUAAAUAUUUAUUUUUAACAUUAAAAGGUAUUUAACAAAUGAUUGUAUGAUUAAGCGAAGUAUAAGCACGUUCGAUUAUGGAAAAAGAAUUUUUUACGGGUUUGAUGAUAAUAAUAUUCGCUGCUAGUACUAACUAGUGUUUCUUUUCGACGUCUCCGUGUCGGUAAACUGGGAAGAAGUAGAAUCAAAUAAAAAUAUACAUACGUGUUAGCCGAAACGAUUAAUUAACGCGUUAUAGACGGUACAUAUGUAGUAAUUGUACAUAACAAAGAAGCACAUUUUUAGGUAUCAAAGUGCUUAACCCUAUCUUAUAUUCUUUCCUCUUCUUUACUUUUCUUUUUAAGAUUACAAUCUUUGCUGAACUUUUUGUUUUAUUACGCAAAAUAUUAAUUCUAACCUAAUUUCGAUAAAUCGCUAGAAUGGAACAAAUACGAUUAUGUAAAUAUUCAUUUAUUUGAUAUGUACCUUUUUUCGUUUCAUUCGUUUAAUACGCAACGCGUAUACGUACAUGCAUAUUUUCAAUUAGAACUAAUUGUUAUUGUAAAAAUCGUACCCGUAAAAGCAAGUACCUCCGCGUCGAAUAAUCGAAACAAAUUGAUUGUGUUACGUAACGUUCAACGUAUUGACCAUGUUACUUUCUAUUGAUGCACAUUUCUUUCUUCAACGUCUAGUAAAGUUUGAAUUCAAUUUCAUCUGUCCGUGCUAUUAUCGAAACACGUUUAUAUUUCGAACAUAAGAUAUCGGACGCUUAAUUACGAUAUCUCCCCCC